AUGGAUCCGCCGCGGACGCCGCUGCGCGAGCGCCAGCCCUCGCCGACCGGUGCCGCGCGACCAGCCAGCGCGGGCUGCCAGCCACGCACUCCCAAGCCGGCGACGUCGCCGUGCGCCCGGACGCCGCCGACGCAGCGAGGGACACGCACGCCAGCGACGCCGCCGACGCGCCCGCGCCACAGCAGCUCGCCGCGGUCGACGCCCGUGCGCGCCCUGGCCGUGUCGCCCAGCGCCAGGACGCCGGCAAGGCAACCGAGCACGCCGCGGUCGACGCCCGCGCGCGCGCGGUCUUUUUCGCCCGUCCUACAAUCCCCCGGCCUCACGCCCGUCGACCGUAGUGAUUCGAGACUCGGCGCGCCCUUCCCGCACUGGGCGCAGACGACGCCCCAAUCCUACGCGCGGUCGGCUCGGGCGUCGCGGAGUUUUGAAGUGGUGACCUGGAACUCGCGGCCCGGGCGCGCAUCGCCGACGCUCCGGGAGCGCCUCGCCGCGGCGCGGAAGAGUCCAAUGCCGCUGCGGACGCCGCCGCGCCGGUCUAUUGAUGAUGAGUGCUGCAGCAUUUGUCUGGAGCCGCUGAACGACGACAAACAAAAAAUACAUGUGUUGCAGACGUGCUCCCAUAGAUUUCAUCUAGACUGCAUUAAACGAGCGAGGGAGCGCAUGGCGACGCCGUGCUGCCCGCUGUGUCGGGGCGAUCUGGGUGCGGGCCUGACGCCGCAGCAGGCCCGGGCGCGGACGCCGGCGUUGGAUCGGUUUAGAUUUAGCGCGCACCGCGGCUACGCGGUGGCCGAGCACACCUCUGCAAUCAGAAGCAAUGCCUCGCGUGUUCGGGCGCGCAUGAUGGCCGCUCCGCUCCGGCCCCUCGGCGAGGACGACGGUUUGUUAGGCGGCGAGCCGCAGCGGUUCACGCUGACGGACGAGGACCCCGUGUUCUGA
Messenger RNA from Pelagomonas calceolata, 936 nucleotides. Lineage: Eukaryota; Pelagophyceae; Pelagomonadales; Pelagomonadaceae. The record is from the annotation of a GenBank genome assembly.